Molecule: messenger RNA, 1371 nt
Organism: Paramecium tetraurelia
Lineage: Eukaryota; Ciliophora; Oligohymenophorea; Peniculida; Parameciidae
Exons: 4
Source: RefSeq, a predicted model, not a curated record
AUGUGCUUCUUAAUUAUUUUAAAGAAAGUAAGUACACCCUAUGAUGAAAAUUAUACAAAAAAUAAUAAACUUUUCAAAGAGAAGGAUUAACAAAGGAUCAAAGAUGCUUUGAAUAUUAUUAAAGAACGCAAAUUGGAAAAAGAAGAGCAGAACAAAAAAGGCAUUACUUUAGUUUCUAAUGUUAAAGUCAUCGAGGACAAAAGAUAGUUAUUUUUGAUUUCGCAAUCCUAUAACACAAUGGAAAAUGAAAUUAAAAAAAUGAAAGAAGGUUAAAAGGAGAAACAGGAAGUCUUCUUUUAGAGCAUGAAAAUGCUGUAACAGGAUGCAGAUAAUUUUUAGUAGUUUCUAGAUACAAACAAAGCAGCAAGAGCAGAGGCAGAAUUAAAAUUAGAAAAUGAAAUCAAAGAUAAAAAAGCAAAGGAGGCUAUCAUCAAACAGCUUAAUAUCAAGAUGACCAGCAUUAGAGGCGAAAAAUAAAGGAUGGAAGAAUUGAUAACUGCCUACAUUGAUCAUAAAUAGUUCCUAGAUAAAUUGGCACCAAAAGAAUGGCAUGAUAAUAAAGCAAAACUCAAGAGCUUGCUCCUCGAUAAACUCAAAGAAAUUAGUAUUCUUGAGGGCAAACUCUAGAAAUCCAAUUAGGCUGAUCAAACAAUAUAAUAUUAGGAAGAAUUAGAAGAUUUUGAAGACGAAUUUGAAAUGUAUUUUAAACAUCCAUAAUAAUUAAUUUCGAUAUUCAAUGACUUGGAGGAGAGAAAUUUAUUCUUAAUUUAAACUGCUUAAGAAACAGAAUAAAAUCUUGAAGAAGUUAAAUCUAAAUUUCAAAAGUUGAAAUAAGAAAAAAGUAUUAAAAUUCAACAAUUACAUGAACAAAAAGAGAUCUUAAAAAGGAAAUUGGAUAUAAUGACACAAGAAUUGAAAGAUAUGUAAUUAGGAGGUAUAAUUAAAGCAUCUGGAAAAGAACAGAAAGACUUAGGAUAAUAAAUAAUAGAAGUUUAUUAAUAAUUUCAAAUAGAUAUGAUACAAGUUUAAGAUAUUUAAACUAGACCUACUUUAUUUAUAUUAGGCUUAAUAGAAUAGUUAAUUGAAAAACUUUUAAAAUAAGUCAAGACUUUCAAACCUGAAAGAGUAUAUCAUUAUAAACAAGAAAUUGAUAAUAAAGGCAAGGCAGAUAAAAGAAAAGAAAAUGCUGAUAGGUAGCGUGAAGAAGAAGCUGCACGAAACAGAAUCAAUUAGUUGAAAUUAAUGUAGCCAAGCAAAAAAAAAAGUGGAAGACUUAACAUGUUCAGAUCAAGACCUAUAGAAAAGUAAGUUGAGAUAGCCCAAGAGAAUCAUGAGGAUGUAGAUACUGAAGAUUUCAAAUAUUUUGAAUGA